AUGAACCCAAAACUGCCACCACUAACAGUCUUCUUAGCAACUGCAAGUGUCCUCACACCGGUUCCCACGAGGGUUUCAGCGGCACCAGCCCUUGCAUCAAGCUCGACAGCUCCAUCCGCUCGGUCGGGUUGA
Molecule: messenger RNA, 132 nt
Organism: Podospora bellae-mahoneyi
Lineage: Eukaryota; Fungi; Ascomycota; Sordariomycetes; Sordariales; Podosporaceae
Exons: 1
Coding region: 1-132 (43 amino acids)
Source: RefSeq, a predicted model, not a curated record